Molecule: messenger RNA, 837 nt
Organism: Perkinsus marinus ATCC 50983
Lineage: Eukaryota; Perkinsozoa; Perkinsida; Perkinsidae
Exons: 8
Coding region: 1-837 (278 amino acids)
Biological process (GO): vacuolar proton-transporting V-type ATPase complex assembly
Cellular component (GO): endomembrane system
Source: RefSeq, a predicted model, not a curated record
AUGCCGACUCAAGUCCUAGUAUCGAUCAGCGACGAGAUUCGCUAUUUCCUCAACUCUCAACCAGCGGCUCUGCGGAAGGUGUACAGGAAUCGUGAUACCAUUGAUUUGGAUGAUCUCUGCAAGAUGGUGGACGACCACAACCGCAGGGUUCAUCACGAUAAGCGUAGCUCUUUCGUUUUGGCUGACGUCAUGAAGAACUGCAAAGUUGUCGCGCGCCUCAAUAAUGAUGAGGAAGAGUUGUCGAAGUUGUCUCCAGUCGAACGUAUGAGAGCCGAAGCAGCGGAGCGGAAAUACCAAAGGUCGAUUGGUGCCGACCUCAAAGGUGCCUCUAGGCUCAAUUUCGUAGCGGCAGCCCAUAGAAAACAAGGCACUUCUACAGUGGCAGAGGAAGUAAAGGGAGUUAGUGAGAAUAUCAGCACUGCGUUACACUUCAUAAUGGCCUUUCUGGGCUCCUUUGCAUUUGGGUACUACUUUAUUAAGAUAUUUCGGGAGUAUAUGGACCCGACAUACAGAUACUUAUUUGGUGGAUUUUGCUGUGUAGUGACACUGUUCGUGGAGGCUUUGUUGUUCAUAGUAAGAGACCAGAAGGCUGAACUCAUUGCAAAAAACGCCCGUAUGAAGGCUCGAGAACGAGCACGUGCCGAAGCGGCCGAAAUGAAGAAGUAUAGAGAGAAGCUCGAGGAGGAGACUCGGAAGGCUGAAGAUGAACCCGACGAGCUGGACGAUGUUCCCGCGGUCACGGCUAUUGAAAAUGGUGAGGGAGAGGAAGAGAGUGAGAGCUCUAUUUUGAGGAGAAGACCUAUCGCGAGUGCAUCUGUGGAGGAAGUCGAUAACUGA